Molecule: messenger RNA, 1086 nt
Organism: Symbiodinium necroappetens
Lineage: Eukaryota; Dinophyceae; Suessiales; Symbiodiniaceae
Source: the annotation of a GenBank genome assembly
AUGGCGCCACAGAUGUUAGCGACGAUGCUUGUGGCCGUAUCGUGGAGCACAGUGUUGGGGCAGCUUCGAGGCCUGUCCGCCCACACGAACGAAACCAACUCCACGGAACAGAGAGCUCUCGGCUUAGCUUCCGGGCACAUCUCGGGUCAUCCCGACCCGAGUAAGCAGUACCCAAGCUACCCGGGUUUCACGCUGGCGCUCGUGGAGGAGUUCGACAGCCCUCUGGAUUUGGACAGCGAUCCAAUCUGGACCUGGUCGGACGGUGGUCUCUUCGAAGGCGACGUGCGCUUCGUGAAGCAGCAGAUCCGUUUUGAGGACGGCAAAAUGAAGAUCACUGCCACGAAGAACCCUGGCUAUUCUACACAGGCCUGCUCGCAUGCCGAGGUGGGAACUGUUGAUCACAAGCCGCUGGUGAGCGGCGAGUUCCGCUCGCGAAGAAAUAUCUUCCGCUACGGGCGCUACGAGGUGCGCAUGAAGGCUCCGGAUGUGCAGCCCGGGAAUCCAGAUGUGGACGGGAACUUUGUCGCCACCAUGUUCAUUUUCCGCGAUGCCAAGUUCCGUCACUGGCGGGAAAUUGACAUCGAGGUUACAGGCGACUCCCCCAACUCUGUGACGACCAACGUGCUCCGUGCCGACAACACCGAGUUUUGGAGACCGCAGAUCGCUUCGGUCAGAGAGACCAACGUACAAGGUAACGCACGUGCCGAGUUCCACACCUACGGCUUCGAGUGGCUGCCCGAUCGCAUCACCUGGUACAUCGACGGCGUUCCCGUGAGGAGCCACUACGGCGGCAACCCACCGAUUCCGGACAAGUCGGCCAAGGUCAUGAUGAACUUGUGGAUCUUUGGCCCAAAGGCCAACUUCGGAGGAAGGCAGAUCGACAACAAUCGAUACCCUAUGACCAGUGAGUACGACUGGUUCCGCUUCUACAAGUGGGACGGUGAGACGACCUAUCCAUGCCAGAGCUUUUCCACUUCGUGCCUGUCGAGCGAUGACAGGUAUCUGGAUGGCAACAACCCUUGCGAUGGGCAGCCGAUGCUUGGCAGUUGGAAGGGCCAGGGUGCAUGCAGUGCAUCCUGCCGAUGA